Messenger RNA from Oncorhynchus kisutch (coho salmon), 948 nucleotides. RefSeq names its product extensin-1-like. The transcript is spliced from 2 exons. The record is from RefSeq and is a predicted model, not a curated record. The coding region runs from base 1 to 948 and encodes 315 amino acids. Lineage: Eukaryota; Metazoa; Chordata; Actinopteri; Salmoniformes; Salmonidae.
AUGCCUGGACCUAUAGCUCUACCGGCCCCAAAGCUGUCUGAACCCCUGAAUCCCUGCCACAUCGUACCUCCAAACCUGUACCUCCAAACCACCGUACCUCUGUACCUCCAAACCACCAUACCUCCAUACCUCCAAACCACCGUACCUCCGUACCUCCAUACCUCCAAACCACCAUACCUCUGUACCUCCAAACCACCAUACCUCCAUACCUCCAAACCACCGUACCUCCAUACCUCCAAACCACCAUACCUCCGUACCUCCAUACCUCCAAACCACCGUACCUCCGUACCUCCAUACCUCCAAACCACCGUACCUCUGUACCUCCAAACCACCAUACCUCCAUACCUCCAAACCACCGUACCUCCGUACCUCCAUACCUCCAAACCACCAUACCUCCGUACCUCCAUACCUCCAAACCACCAUACCUCCAUACCUCUGUACCUCCAAACCACCAUACCUCCAUACCUCCAUACCUCCAAACCACCGUACCUCCGUACCUCCAAACCACCAUACCUCCGUACCUCCAUACCUCCAAACCACCAUACCUCCGUACCUCCAUACCUCCAAACCACCGUACCUCCGUACCUCCAUACCUCCAAACCACCGUACCUCCGUACCACCAUACCUCCAUACCUCCGUACCUCCAUACCUCCAUACCACCGUACCUCUGUACCUCCAAACCACCGUACCUCCAUACCUCCAUACCUCCAUACCACCGUACCUCCGUACAUCCAAACCACCGUACCUCUGUACCUCCAAACCACCGUACCGCCGUACCGCCAUACCUCCAUACCACCAUACCUCCAUACCACCAUACCUCCAUACCUCCAUACCAUUACAAUCCUAAUCCAUGACCCCUACGGUACACAGACCCCCCUCUGCCAAGGCAGACUCCCUCCCCCAGUGGGACUGCUGGGGCUUGGGGGCUCCACAGUACUGCUUCUAUGA